AGGCCUAAGACCCAGCCAAAGAAUGAGGGAAGCCUGGAUGAAAGGAAUGAAGUAACAUCCUACAUCUUUUUUUAUGGACAAUAUCAUUGACAAUGAUGGAGCUAUUGCGCUGCUGCAUUCCAAAGGAAUCAUCCAGAGCACCAUGUGAAGCGAGAAAGCAGUAACCAAACUGUUUCAACUUGCACUCGAAGGAAGUCAAUAGGUACUUUAAGUGAUGGGUGAGUUGGGGUGAAUUUUUUUAUAACAAUUAAACUUAAGAGAUCAAAUAGAAAAUACCUUUAGUGGAGCGAAUAAAAAAAGGCUCUAUACAUGCAAAAAGUUUAAGGUAAGGGACAGAAUCAAACUUGAAGAAAUUUGAGAGAGAGCCAGGGAAUGGUUGGAUUUGAGAAAAGAAAGGAGGAUUUCGCAGAGGGUCUUGAAUUGGAGAAGAAACCGGAUGAGGUGGAAUUUAUCUUUAUGUGGAGGCCAUUACGAUAAUAAAAUUGAAGAGUUGAAGAAUGAAAAGAAAAGAGAGAAGAAAGAAACGAAAAAAGAAACGAAGAAAGAAAAAAUGGAAAAGGGGAAAUUAGGGCAAAACAAAUUAAUAAGGAGUCGAACUUAUAUGGUUUUACUAUACAAGGAGUCUAAUUUUUAAUUUUCCUAAUCAAGUAGUUGAAUUUUGCAUUUCUACAUCCUCGGAGUAUUUGGAUGGUAAAUGGUGAUGUGGCUAAUGGAGAUAGUUAUCCAGUCUGUAGAUUGGAAUUUUGUUCUAAGAUGGUGUUUGGUUAGUCUUCAUGAGCUUUAGUACUAUUGAAGCCUUGUAUUGUUUUGGUACUUGAAAAUCAUGAGAAAGUGUCUUUGGGGAAAACACUUGGAUGAUCUAGUAAUAAUCAAUUGCUCUUGAGAGAGAAGCUCUCAAGAACUAAAUAUUACAAAUAGAGAAGUAUAGUUUUGUUAUUACCUUUGGUAAUGGUUUUCCAUUACGUACAUUGAGCUCCCUAUUGGCUGUUUCUCUAUUUACCAUAAUGUUCCCAUGUGACUCUCAGUGGCAUCAGCUUAUCUUUUUCAAUUCAAUUGUUCUGCCAUUCAAGCUUGCUCCAACAAACUUUAGCUCUUGGAAAACAACAAACGCUGGCUAUUAUGCUAGGUUAUAGAUUGAUGGGGUUUCCUGAUGGAACAGUUUAAGCUUCUCAUGCCUUUCUUGUUGAACGCAUUGACCUUAAUUCUCUCUAUAUACUUUGGGUAUGGCAAGACCAAUUAAUUAAGCAUGUCAUCAUAA
Molecule: messenger RNA, 1258 nt
Organism: Rubroshorea leprosula
Lineage: Eukaryota; Viridiplantae; Streptophyta; Magnoliopsida; Malvales; Dipterocarpaceae
Source: the annotation of a GenBank genome assembly